AAGCACAAACAAAUAUCACAGUUAAUCAGUUUGGCCAUACCUGUCUGAUGAGUGUCCUCAGGAUAGCCAAUGUAGACCAAUGUAGACCAACAAGGAAAUGAAGUUGAGUGAUUAGAAGAACAAAAGAAGAGGGAGUACUGUGUGGGGGUGUCAUAAGGAAGGGGUGUAAGCAAUGAAGGAUAGCAUGAGGGAUAUUUAAAGAGCAAAAACAUGGGCUUUGCUCAUAACAACACUUAAGAAAUGUCUGUGAAGAAAUGGGUAUGUUUAUUGACGGUGGCAAGUCUCCUAAUUCAAGAAUCAUAUUGUCAACUUGAUGUGUGUGGGACCACUUCAUUCAACAACAAAAUAGUGGGGGGUGAGGAUGCCCCUGCAGGAAGCUGGCCCUGGCAGGCUAGCGUACAACAAUUUGGUGGCCAUUUUUGUGGCGGGUCCCUCAUCAACAAGGAGUGGGUGAUGUCUGCAGCCCACUGCUUUACCGGCUCAAGCCCAAAUGAUUGGAACAUCAUCUUAGGUCGACAGAACCAGGAGGGCAGUAACCCCAACGAAGUGUCCAGAACUGUUGCUCAGAUCGUCUUACAUCCAGUUUACGACAAUGACACCAGUGACAACGACAUUGCUCUGCUCAGACUCACCUCACCAGUCAACUUCACAAACUAUAUCAGACCCAUCUGUCUGGCAGCAAGUGACAGUUUUUACCACGAUGGCACUGAUAGCUGGGUCACUGGCUGGGGCAACAUCAACGAAGGAAAAUCCCUCCCCUCCCCUCAGGCUCUGCAGGAAGUGGAGGUUCCAGUUCUGGGUAAUAGACAGUGUAACUGCCUCAAUGGGGUCGGCUCAGUCACAGACAACAUGCUUUGUGCUGGUGUACUGACAGGGGGCAAGGACUCAUGUCAGGGUGACUCUGGAGGUCCAAUGGUGACUAAACAGAACUCUGUCUGGAUCCAGUCUGGGGUUGUUAGUUGGGGUUUUGGCUGCGCUCGGCCCAAUCUCCCUGGGGUGUACACCAGAGUGUCUCGCUACCAGCCCUGGAUCAACUCCAAGAUCACUACUGACAAGCCAGGCUUUGUCCAGUUUACCUCCAGUGGGGUAGAUACUGACAGCAGUUACACAUGUCCUGGCCUACCACCUCCUGCUACAACUGUCCUGCCAUCUACUGGUCCUGCUACAAAUGUACCAACUAAACAACAACCAAAAACAACAACAACUAAAGCACCAGAUAUCGCUGUCAUUUUAAUUGGAGAAGGGCGAUUAUGUGGCCGUGCUCCUAUGAGUCCCUGUCUAGGGGGCAAAAGUUGUUAUGUUGCGGAGGGAACCUGGCCCUGGAUGGUCAGUCUACACAGGAAUGGGAUUCAUAUUUGCAGUGGCACUCUUAUUACGGAGGAAUUUGUCCUUAGUGCUGCCCAAUGCUUCCCUGGUUCACAUCUAAAUCCCGACGAGUGGACUGUGUUUCUGGGAGAGCAACAGCAGAAAGGAUCUGAUGUCUUUGAGGCUUCAUUGGGCAUUGUGAACAUCACCCUGACCAACCUAACUGGGACCAACAUUGCGCUGCUGCAGCUGGAGAACUUCGUAAACUUCAGCAGCUGCCUUCAGCCUAUAUGUGUAGACCUGAGCAACGAUGGAAGUUUCCCACCUGGGACUCAGUGUUGGGUGACAGGCUGGGGAAACCAGGACAAAGGCAGGGUGAAUGGCACCACUGGGACGGGUCUACGAGAGCAGCAGGCUAAUGUGAUGAGCUGUGGCAACAUCUCCUCCACUGAGAACAUCUGCACUGCAGCGAUGAACCUAGAACAGGGAGAUGUAGGUGGUCCCCUGAUGUGUAAGUCUGGGCUGGCAUGGUUCCAGGCUGGAGUGAUAACAAUGAAUAAGGAUGAAAAUGAUACCAAUUUGCAAGCGACCGAGAUGCAUGUUUUUUCCAAAACCUCCAGAUUCGCGUCCUUUUUUAAUAAGAUGAUCAGUGACUUCCCCACCCCGGAAAGAACCACUGUCCCUAACAACGCAGGAAAUGCAGCCCCCAGGUCCCUCUCUCUUUCACUCUUAUUUUCUUUUUUUCUCCCCAUUCUCACCAUGGUCUUGCUGUCAGGCUGGUAGUUCCUCAAUCUCUCUUUUUGGCAGUGUCUAUAAAAUAUAUCACUUUAUGCACCAGAACCAGGGUAAUGAAAUUUGAGGAUUACAUUUGUGGUACCAAAGAAAGAAACUGUAGCAAUUCGACAAAUGCGUGAAUGUCAGGAAUAAUCAUACAAUGAAACCAAAAAAGAUAACACUUUAUGUAAAACAUUGUUAUAACUAAAUGGUGGAAUCUUUUAUGUAAAAUAAUGUUUUUCAAGAAAAUAACUGUUUAAUUCGUACUGAUUUAUAAACUACCUAUAACCUCUUUAUAAAGUACUGUAUACUUCAAUGUAAAGUUCCAGUGAAUGAUGACAUGUUAAAUAUAUCAGUUUUACGGCUGUAAUGUACACAAACAAAAUAGGUUGGCAUAUAUUCUGUUUUUUAAGUAAUGUUGUCUGUUAAGUAUAAUAAUUGUAUACUGUAAAAAAAAAAUUAUGCAUAAAUAUGGAAGUGUUUUGCUUUUUUGGCAGUUUGUUUAUUUUAUUGAAAUAUCUACAUGUAUAUUCAUGUUUGGUAUGUUUCAAUAAACUAAACUAACUCAUGACAUUUACUCUAAGCUAUUUUAAGCUUCAUUGUAAAUGUAUCUCUUAUCCUUGUGCUACUUGGAAACCAAUGAUCAUGGUUACUAUUCCCUCCAAAAAAAGAAUGAAUCCAAUCUUCCAGCUGGCAAGCUUUAUGAAGUUAUCUAGUUUCUGUGUCUAUUAAUUGUAAAGAACAAUAAAACAAACAAUUACUUUGUA
Salmo salar (Atlantic salmon) is the source of this 2846-nucleotide messenger RNA. Its product is annotated as transmembrane protease serine 9. Gene Ontology annotation, molecular function: serine-type endopeptidase activity. Gene Ontology annotation, biological process: proteolysis. NCBI's taxonomy places the organism in Eukaryota, Metazoa, Chordata, Actinopteri, Salmoniformes, Salmonidae. The record is from RefSeq and is a predicted model, not a curated record.